Maylandia zebra (zebra mbuna) is the source of this 1077-nucleotide messenger RNA. NCBI's taxonomy places the organism in Eukaryota, Metazoa, Chordata, Actinopteri, Cichliformes, Cichlidae. The record is from RefSeq and is a predicted model, not a curated record.
ACCGUGUAGAACGAAAGACCAUCGUACGAACAAAGCUUGAAAAUGAUUGAUUCAGAGGAUCCCGAGCUGGAGGAAGAGCUUCAGGCUGCUGACGAACUCCUUCAAGAUAUGCAGAAUGAUGCACGGAGUGAACCUCAGCCAAGACCAGUGCGCUGGAAAACACGUGACAGACAGGGAGCUUUUAUUCCUCAAAGACCAUCAACCAGUCGAAGUACUAGUUGCAUGCCACGUGUGUCCAGAGAGCAGCAUCAAUGUCCACGUGAAGAACCUAGUUAUGUUGCCAGUGUCAACCCAACAAAAGUGUAUGGAACUGAGGUGCUUCGUCAGGAGCUCCUUCAGUUGUUGGAGGAUGGAGAAGAGGACGCAGCCAUGACUUGUGAGACGUCGUGUGAGUCAGCUGCUACUCACUGGGCGAUCAGAAAUAUGGUGUCCUCGCAAAAGUGGAAAGAGGCCAGGCCUUGUCUUAUAGACAAUAUGUUAGCUACUCUGGAUCCACAGUCACACCGUGUGUGUCAGUGUGGCAAACAAGUAGUUGUGAGGUGUCUGGACUGCCUGCCUCUUCCAUUCCUUUGUGCUGACUGUGAUAUUGCAGUUCACACACGCUUUGUCCUGCACAACAGAGAGGCAGUAACAGGAGGGUUUUUGCAGCCUUCAUCAGAGUUUCACAAGCCAAUAGUUCGGCUGUUGCCUGUGCAAAGGCCAGACCAUGUGUGUGACUGCCCAGCAGGUAACGUUGAGGUUUCACCCGGUGCAAUUGUGGCUCUUGUAACCAUAAAUGGCCGUUAUAACCUUGCACUACCAGUGGUGAGCUGCACCAGCUGUGGCCUAAUGUGGUCCCCCUCAGUUAAGGACAUCCUGGGUAGUGGAUAUUGGCCUGGCACCUUAAAUUUCUGCACCCUGUUUUCAAUGGAUGUCUUUCAGUCGUUCUAUGACAUUAAGAAGCUGCACCAGGGAUGUCACUUAAGGCAUUUGUCAAAAUGCUGGAUGAACGAACAGCCCAUUUUGGAAGGGUGGGUUUCUAAAUUUGUCAAGUUUAAGGAAAUUGUGCAAAUCAAUGUUUAUGAUGACUGUCCUUGA